AUGGAUCUGUCGCCAUCCGCGGCGACCGAGUCCAGUCCGCGGCCUGGAGGGGUGCAGGUAGGUACUUUAGUCUCUGGUGUCUUGUGGGGAUGCGGCCUUUAACCCGGGUUGUUGAGUCUCGGCGCUAAACGGGCUCUUGUGUCGGUCUUUAUUUUCUGGGUGGACUACAGUUCCCAGAAAGCAGCGCGGACCUUUCUCCCUAGUCUACAUAUAAGAGGAGGAAUGGGGGAUACUGGGAGUUGUAGUUUAGCUGUUUCUUUAUAUGCUGGUUUUCCAUUUACAAUCCUCUGCUGCGUUUUCGAGCCUGUUUUCCCCUUGGGAUAGAUCUGGCGUUAGGAAAAUGCAUUCUUUCUCAGCUGUAGACUGGAAUGCACGUGGUGUGGACUAGAAACUUGACUCUUUUGGAAAAAUGAGGGCCAGGGGUGCUUAGAAACAGCGUUUUCGUUUUUUAAAAAAGUCAUUUUUAUUGAUUUUCCAAUCAAAAACAUCCAAUUAAUAUAUCCAAUCAUAACACUCCAAUUAAAAUAAAAAACACCAAAUUAUAGUCCAAAUUAUAUUUAUUAAUUUUUCGGAGCUCCCCACGGUUUGGGGAGCAAAUCUGCACAUCUUAGUCCUGCUUCUCCUCGUGGUUUCAGAAACAGCCUUUUUGAAUCUGCUUUUACUUUUAUUUUUCUGUGCGUUCUCCCAAUGCCCUGGAAGGAAGAUUGUGGUUAAUCACGAAGUUCUCCUUCCAUUUUGUACUGUGGUCUUGGACCCAAAGCCUUGCAUUGCAUUCACCCGUGAUCUUUCCAAUUCCUCUCCUUUUUUAGAAAAUAUUUUUGUUAGUUUUUUAACAUAUCAUUUUCAACAAUUAUUAAACAUACUUUUAUAUCUUGUUCAAUUUUUUUUACCUCAGUCACAUCUGAAAAUGUUCCAAUCUUUUCCACUUAAUUUACAUUUCAUACUUCCACUAUUACAUUUAAAUAUCAUAACUAAUAUCUCUCUCUUCUUUGCAAUAUUUCAUAUAUUCUUCCUUACAAAACUUCUUGUAGUCCUACUAGCGUAGGUCCUGCUUGCUGGAGGUGUCCGAUUGGCUGCUGCGACGACAAAAUGGUGGAGCGGAGGAGCCUUUGUCCUGAUCCAUUAAGUCCUUUGGGAGCUGGAGAAACUUAACGCUACCUUGGAGAGGUAACAAAGAGUUUCUCUGAAAAGAUCUAGAAACAACAAUCCCUGCAGCACAUCUCAGGAUAGCGGACAGAAAAAGUUGUAGUUCAAGAACAUCGUAUGAGCUUCGAAGCGAUUCUGUUACUUAGUUUAUUCUUUGUUAUAUCGCCGCAACACAUUGGUCUUUGACUGUGGCCGCACCGUAUGUUUAAAGCACAUGACUCCCCCCAGAGAAUCCUGGGAACUGUAGUUCUGUGGUGGGGUGAACUAUAGUUCCCACAGUUCUUUUGGGGGGGAAGCCAUGCGCUUUAAAUGCAGGCAUGUAUGUAGUCUUACACGCUGUGGGUUUUGCUACCCUAGUUUAACACCAUUAGCAGCACUGUUAGAAACUUGGAUAUUCAACGGAUGACUCCUGAAGUGAUACGAUACGAUAUCUUUAUUGUCAUUGUCCCAUACAGAACAAUGAAAUUGAAAAAUCUACAUAAGACAUUCAAAAAACCUAAAAACUCUGAAACCCCAUUUUAAACUACAAUAUACUCCUAUAGAGACUCCUUAUACCGUUCUGCGUUUAAAACCAGAAUUGCAUUUGGGUAGAAACUGUUUCUCAGACGGCUAGUCCUAGUCUUUAUAACCCUGGACCUUCUUCCAGAAGGCAGAAGCUGAAAGAGAUCAUUUCCGGGGUGCGCACUAUCCUGCGCUAUCUCUGCAGCUUUCUUAUGGCACCUGGAAGCGUAGAUUUGAUCUAAGGUGGGAAGAGUGCACCCAAUUAUUCUCUCUGCAGUCUUUAAAACCCUGAACGGCAUUGUUUUUCCCCUGACCGUGCGACUCCCAAAACACACAGACCAUACGUUAAUACACUCUCCACAGUACAAUGGUAAAAUGCCAUCAGCAGGUCCUUUGAGAGAUUGUUACGAGCCCCACAACAGACCGUCUAGUCGCUCUUUUUUCCAGUCGCACUAUUUGUGUCCCCCCCCCAAAAAUGCAAGAACUAAUAGACAAUUCGCAUCAGGGACACGUCGUUAAUAUCACAUUUCUAAUAACAAUUCUUCAUCAGAUACCACAAACAAAAGGGGCUUAGCCCCUGCGAUAGUGGCCAAAACCAUAAUAGUUGCAGAUACCUCUGUGUGUGUGUGUGUAUGUAAAGUGUUGUACUAGAUUUGAACUUGCAUGUCUGGGGUGGGGAAGGGAGGCAAAGCAGCAAACUUACCCGACUCGGGAGCUGGGCUGGAAGACAUUUUUUCUCCUGAGCCUCCGGCACCAAGCAAUGUUAACCCUGAAUCUCAGUCACAUACAUGGUAACCGAUUUUAUGAACUGAUUUUAUAAUGAAUUGAUUUUAGAAUGCUGUAUUAUUUUACUGUUGUUAGCCGCUCUGAGCCCGGCUUCGGCUGGGGAGGGCGGGAUAUAAAUAAAAUUUUAUUAUUAUUAUUAUUAUUAUUAUUAACCGGACUUCUCAAAUUGCUCGCAAUUGGACCAUUCCCAGUCACAAAUGCACCUGUCUUCUGCCUGAUAUUAGACGCUGCUUAGCAGAAAACAGUACAGUCAUAUUUCGGGUUACAGAUGCUUUAGGUUGCGUGCUUUCGGGUUGCGCACCGCACCAAACCCAGAAGUACUGGACGGGUUACUUCCGGGUUUCGGCGCUUGCGCAUGUGCAGAACCACUAAAUUGUGCUAUGCGCAGAAGUGCUGAAUCGCGACCCGCACAUGCGCAGACGCGGCGCUGCGGGUUGCGAAUGUGCCUCUUGCACGGAUCACGUUCCCAACCCGAGCGUCCGCUGUACUAGGCCAGAGAGAGAGACAUGCACGGUGCACAUCAUAACCGUCCAUUGUUGGUGCAUUUGAUCCAGAACUUCCAUUUCUUACCCUCCGGUGCAAAGGAUAGAGACCUCGAAAGCAAAGAUCGGGCUGCACUCGUAAGACAACCUUUCCCAACCUAUUGUCCCACCAGAAGAUGUUGAUCUCCAAUGCCCAUGAGUUCAAGUCAGCGCCACUCAGUAGGUCUAGACAAUGUGGUCUUGCUGGUGGGAGUCCAGCGUCCUCUGAGUGGCGAAAUGUUGGGGAGGUUGUUGUAGCAAGAUUGUGGGCCUUUCACUUUAGGAGGGUUGUGUGCUGCUGAGAUCUUCCCCUGCCUGUUGCACUAGGUCUAAAUAGUAACACAACGAAAAGGGGGCAUUUAUUUAUUUCGUAAAAUUCAUACACUGCUUGCUGGAUUUGUUAAAACCCGAACCCUCAAAGUGGUUUACAAAAAAAUAAAGCAAUGAAAUACAGUUGUACCUUGGAAGUCGAACAGAAUCCAUUCCAGAAGUCCGUUCGACUUGCAAAACGUUCAACUUCCAAAGCGCGGCUUCUGAUUCAGUCGGAAGCCCCGUCGGAUGUUCAGCUUCCAAAAGAACGUUCAAAAACCAAAACGCUCACUUCCAGUUUGCGAUCGUUUGGGAGCCAGAACGUUCGACUCCUGAGGCGUUCGGGAACCGAGGUAGGACUGUAAUAAGAAUUAGUAACAAUAAUUGAAGACUUUGGCAAAGUUAAAAGAAGAACAGUAGGCUAGAAACAGAUUAAAACUCGCACCAGCUUUCUAAACACAGGAAUAGGGAAUGCUGAACCAUUCUAUAUUAUUUUUGUCCCCCUCCCCUUUGCAGAUUCUCUUUGUGAUGAUGUCAUUUAGAGAGGAACUUGGCUAAGAAGACUGCGAUGUUCCGCAUGCGUACAAGAAAAUCCAGUUAGGCUUCCUGACGAAGGUGCCAGGCUGUAAGUCUCCUGCUCGAAAUGGUUCUGAAAUAUGGGCCGCCCGUUUCUCCUCGCAAGCCUUCCAGCAUGGCUGGGUCUGCGCUGUGACCCUGAUCAUUCCUGCAGUGCUUGCCAGAGCAGUUGUGAGAUGGUUUGAGGCCUCCCUCUGCCCCAACUUCGGAGGGAGGUUAUAGAAAUCUCGGCCAAGCCCUUUCCUGGGAGGCAGCUGAGUUGCAGGCUUCCCGUUUCACUCCUCACCCCUGGUCUCCCAGAACCAAGAGAGGCGUGAAGAGGGCAGCGGAGAAGUUAGCUUUGUGCAGGCGCAGUCUCUGAUUGCUUGGGGAAAACCCUGGAGAGGAGGGGAAUUUGUGGUGAGGCAGGGACCUUCAGUUUCCUGCAGCUGCUUCAUGGAGGCAAGACUGCCAGAGAUGAGUCGCUGUGCUCACUAGGCACUCUUGUGCGGAUCCUGGUUUCGGUAAUAAAAAGUUAAUAGUAAAUAGUAACGCAACGAAAAGGAAGCAUUUAUUUAUUUCAUAAAAUUCAUACAUUGCUUGCUUGGAAAAAACCCCGAACCCUCAAAGUGAUUUUCAAAAAUAAUGCAAUGAAAUACAGUCGUACCUCAGAAGUCGAACAGAAUCCGUUCUGGAAGUCCGUUUGACUUGCAAAACGUUCAACUUCCAAAGCGCGGCUUCUGAUUCAGUCGGAAGCCCCGUCGGAUGUUCAGCUUCCAAAAGAACGUUCAAAAACCAAAACGCUCACUUCCAGUUUGCGAUCGUUUGGGAGCCAGAACGUUUGACUCCUGAGGCGUUCGGGAGCCGAGGUAGGACUGUAAUAAGAACUAGUAACAAUAAUUUAAGACUUUGGCAAAGUUAAAAGAAGAACAGUAGGCUAGAAACAGAUUAAAACUCGCACCAGCUUUCUAAACACAGGAGUAGGGAAUGCUGAACCAUUCUAUAUUAUUUUUGUCCCCCUCCCCUUUGCAGAUUCUCUUUGUGAUGAUGUCAUUUAGAGAGGAACUUGGCUAAGAAGACUGCGAUGUUCCGCAUGCUUACAAGAAAAUCCAGUUGGGCUUCCUGACGAAGGUGCCAGGCUGUAAGUCUCCUGCUCGAAAUGGUUCUGAAAUAUGGGCCGCCCAUUUCUCCUCGCAAGCCUUCCAGCAUGGCUGGGUCUGCGCUGUGACCCUGAUCAUUCCUGCAGUGCUUGCCAGAGCAGUUGUGAGAUGGUUUGAGGCCUCCCUCUGCCCCAACUUCGGAGGGAGGUUAUAGAAAUCUCGGCCAAGCCCUUUCCUGGCAGGCUGCUGUGUUGCAGGCUUCCUGUUUCACUCCUCACCCCUGGUCUCCCAGAACCAAUAGAGGUGUGAAGAGGGCAGAGGAGAAGUUAGCUUUGUGCAGGCGUAGUCUCCGAUUUCUUGGGGAAAACCCUGGAGUGGAGGGGAAUUAGGCAGAUGUGGUGAGGCAAUUAAAAAGUUAACUCCAACUUGCUCAGUAUUAUUUACUGCUGUUGCGCUCCUGUCAGAAGGGGAGGGAGUUAAAAAGGAAAUUGAUAGCUUUCUCUGUCUCUUUAGUUCAGGAUGUGAGCUCGGAUCACGUUGGAUCCAGCAGUGCCGAGUGAAGUGGAUCCUUCCGUAGUGACCUUCUCAGACCACACCGCCUGGCAAUUAACCCACCUGACGGACUUGAGUCCCAGUUCCGAACAGUGUUUCAGCUCCGCGAAAGGUGAACAAUUCACUCUUGGGACUCGGCUAGAUUGGUAAAGGAAAACCGUUUUAUAUGCGAUACAACACCGUGGCACCAGAUGACGCUGUGGCGUUCUGUUUUUGCCAACCUGAUUUCUCCUUGUAAAAGUCAUUUUUUCUGAAACCCUUUUUUGAUGUGUCUAAAUCCCGCCUUGGCUUGAGUCUUUUCAAAGUUUGAGAACUCGUUCAGGCUGUAGUAUACAAAUUUAAUAAAUAAUCCUUGAUCUCUGGGGCUUUUCAGUGGCAGCUUGCGUUGGUCUGACUGCAACUGUCCAGUCUCCCAAGAUGGUGCAAGAUUUCCCAGUUAAAAAAGUGUUGUAAACAAUAAAAAUGUGCCCUUAUUCCCUUAUGGGGGACACAAGAGCCCUUAUAGAGUCCUUUGCAGGUUCUCCAUUGGUCGAAGAAAAGAACAGAGGCCAACCAGAGAAUAUUGAGAAGCAAAGCAGCUCGUAAGCCUGAUCUUUAUUGAUCUGUUGCAACAGGGUGCUCCCCUCUCACACAGGAAAGGAGAAGGACCUCGAACAGUGGCGCGCAAGGCCUUAUAUAGACAUUUGAAAUUCCCUGCCCUGGAGCUCAUGACCACCCCUUCAUACAUCAUACAUACAUCACAGAAGGGGUGUAACCCAACCCCCCCCCGAUACAUCAUACCUACAUCACGGAAAAGGUGAUCUACAACAGAAAUUUGAAUGCUGUUGUUUUUCCUGUCUGCCAGGUUAUCUGAUAAUGCCUUAUUUGGUUGCCUUUCCUGGUAGUCUUUUCCUGGUACAGUGGUACCUUGGGUUAAGUACUUAAUUCGUUCCGGAGGUCCGUUCUUAACCUGAAACUGUUCUUAACCUGAAGCACCACUUUAGCUAAUGGGGCCUCCUGCUGCUGCCAUGCCACUGGAGCACGAUUUCUGUUCUCAUCCUGAAGCAAAGUUCUUAACCUGAAGCACUAUUUCUGGGUUAGCGGAGUCUGUGACCUGAAGCGUAUGUAACCCGAGGUACCACUGUAGUCUGUCACCCUUUGAAAUGGUGAUGACUAAAUUCCUGUGACAAGGAAGGUUUUUCCCCACCGUGUUUGCUUGGUACAUUUAUGAGCAUUUAUUAUAUAUCUAGAAUCAUAGAGUUGGAAGAGACCACAAGGGCCAUCGAGUCCAACCCCCUGCCAAGCAGGAAACACCGUCAUAGAAUCAUAGAGUUGGAAGAGACCACAAGGGCCAUUGAGUCCAACCCCCUGCCAAGCAGGAAACGAGACCUUAAAAUUCUUAUUACAAAAGCUUGAAGCUUCUGCAUCUGUAUAUCAAGGCUGGUGGACCUCUGCCUUUCCAGAUAUGUUUGCACUACAUAUCCCAGCAUCCCUGAGCAGUGGCCAUGUUGUCUGGGGGCUGAUGGGAGUUUGACAGCAGCUGGAGGACCUUUGCUUGGUCAGCCCUAGCCCAAGGCAGAUGGGGAUUCUUCACGCCAGAAGAAUACUGACCUAACAGCAGCUCUUGGGACAGAGGUUGUGUGCCUGUCUUUGCCUUCUCAUUCUUCUCCUCCCGCAAGCCUUCCAGCGUGGCUCGGUCAUACCCGUGACCCUGAUCAUUCCUGCAGCGCUUGCAAGAGCAAAUCUGUGACGUUUGAGGCCUCCCUCUGCUCUGUCUUCGGGGUGAGGUUAUAGAAAUCUCAGACAAGCGUUUCCCAGGAGAAUCGGGUGCCAAAGAAGGCUCAGCUGCUGCAGUGAGAACAGGGCAAGCUGAGGGCACUGAGACUUUUAAAACCAUCUUGGAGUCAGUCUUAAGGGGUCUCGUCAGCCGCAGGGCUGUCUAAUCUGGAAAUCUGUUGCCAGUGGAAAUGAAAACGAGUUCAUACAUCUCUUUCAAAAAGCAAACUAGCAAAACCCUUUUUGUUUUGAACGGGUGCUUUUGUCGGACGAGAGAAUCUUCCUUUAGUUGCUGUCCUGGGUGCAUUCAUUUGAACCGAGUGGAAUUUGCUUCUGAGUAGGGAGUGCAUCUGCUCAGACUUUGCGUUUGGUUUGGAGAGGCUUGGGUCGACAGUCAUUUCAGAGGGGUGUCAAAAUCGAGGACUCCUGAGAUCCUGAAUGGGGUAACUGUGCCCCUGAAGGACCAGGUGCGCAGCCUGGGAGUCAUUCUGGACUCAUAGCUGUCCAUGGAGGCGCAGGUAAAGUCUGUGUCCAGGGCAGCAGUCUACCAGCUCCAUCUGGUACGCAGGAUGAGACCCUCCCUGCCUGCAGACUGUCUCACCAGAGUGGUGCGUGCUCUGGUUAUCUCCCACUUGGGCUACUGCAAUGCGCUCUAUGUGGAGCUACCUUUGAAGGUGACCCGGAAACUACAACUAAUCCAAAAUGCGGGAGCUAGACUGGUGACUGGGAGCGGCCGCCAAGACCACAUAACACCGGUCUUGAAAGAUCUACACUGGCUCCCAGUCCUUUUCCGAGCACAAUUCAAAGUGUUGGUGCUGACCUUUCAAGCCCUAAACAGCCUCGGAGGUGGAGCGUCUCCACCUCCAUCGUUCUCCCCGGAUGCUGAGGUCCAGCUCCGAGAGCCUUCUGGUGGUUCCCUCACUGCGAGAAGCCAAGUUACAGGGAACCAGGCAGAGGGCCUUCUCGGUAGUGGCACCCGCCCUGUGAAACGCCCUCCCACCAGAUGUCAAAGAGAAAAACAACUACCAGAUUUUUAGAAGACAUCUGAAGGCAGCCCUGUUUAGGGAAGAUUUUAAUGUUUAAUAGACUAUUGUAUUGUAAUAUUCUGUUGGAAGCCGCCCAGAGUGGCUGGGGAAUCCCACCCAGAUGGACAGGGUAUAAAUUAUUAUUAUUAGAGUGACCUUUCUCAGCUAGAUCUUUCAGAUUUUAAAGCUCCUGCCUGUUUUGUCUUCCAGAUCCCUGGAGAAAGAGGUGCUGAGCAGAGCAGUGCAGCUGCUAGGAUAA
Molecule: messenger RNA, 8509 nt
Organism: Podarcis lilfordi (Lilford's wall lizard)
Lineage: Eukaryota; Metazoa; Chordata; Lepidosauria; Squamata; Lacertidae
Source: the annotation of a GenBank genome assembly